Messenger RNA from Prionailurus viverrinus (fishing cat), 1674 nucleotides. It is a transcript of the gene FBXO8, whose product is annotated as F-box protein 8. The coding region runs from base 264 to 1223 and encodes 319 amino acids. Gene Ontology annotation, molecular function: guanyl-nucleotide exchange factor activity; protein binding. The record is from RefSeq and is a predicted model, not a curated record. Gene Ontology annotation, biological process: regulation of ARF protein signal transduction. The transcript has 6 exons. Lineage: Eukaryota; Metazoa; Chordata; Mammalia; Carnivora; Felidae.
AGGAAACGUCAAAAGUCGGGCAGUCCGCAGCUCUGGCUGCUACAGCUUGAGGCGAGCUGAGUCCAGAGGAAUCCUGUGCUGCUUCUGAUAUCCUCACUGCUGUCACCACUAUCGGCGUGAACAAGUGAAGUUUGAACCGGCUUCUCCAUGGCCCGGGGACCGGUUCCCGGCUGAGCCAUUUUCUUUGUGACUAAAAAAAGCCCCCGCCCAGAGACCGAUUCGUCGCGGCGGCGGUGGGGAUCGCAGGUCGUUCAGGCUUGCAGAUGGGUCAGGGGCUGUGGAGAGUGGCCAGAAACCAGCAGCUACAGCACGAAGGUUACAGUGAGCAAGGCUACCUCAGCAGAGAGCAGAGCAGGAGGAUGGCUGCCAGCAGCAUUUCUAACACCAGUCAUCGGAAACAGGUCCAAGGAGGCAUCGAUAUAUAUCACCUCUUGAAGGCACGGAAAUCUAAAGAACAGGAAGGAUUCAUUAAUUUGGAAAUGUUGCCCCCCGAGCUAAGCUUUACCAUCUUGUCCUACCUGAAUGCGACUGACCUCUGCUUAGCUUCAUGUGUUUGGCAGGACCUUGCAAAUGAUGAACUUCUCUGGCAAGGGUUGUGUAAAUCCACAUGGGGUCACUGUUCCAUAUAUAAUAAGAACCCACCUCUAGGAUUUUCUUUCAGAAAAUUGUAUAUGCAGUUGGAUGAAGGCAGCCUCACCUUUAAUGCCAACCCAGAGGAGGGAGUGAACUACUUUAUGUCCAAGGGUAUCCUAGAUGAUUCACCAAAGGAAAUAGCAAAGUUUAUCUUCUGUACAAGAACACUAAAUUGGAAAAAACUGAGAAUCUAUCUUGAUGAAAGGAGAGAUGUCUUGGAUGACCUUGUAACAUUGCAUAAUUUUAGAAAUCAAUUCUUGCCCAAUGCACUGAGAGAAUUUUUUCGUCAUAUCCAUGCCCCCGAAGAGCGUGGGGAGUACCUUGAAACUCUCAUAACAAAGUUCUCACAUAGAUUCUGUGCUUGCAACCCCGAUUUAAUGCGAGAACUUGGCCUUAGUCCUGAUGCUGUCUAUGUACUGUGCUACUCUUUGAUUCUACUUUCCAUUGACCUCACUAGCCCUCACGUGAAGAAUAAGAUGUCAAAAAGAGAAUUUAUUCGAAAUACCCGUCGUGCUGCUCAAAACAUUAGUGAAGAUUUUGUAGGGCAUCUUUAUGACAACAUCUACCUUAUUGGCCACGUGGCUGCAUAAAAGCACAAUUGCUAGGACUUCCACUAUUAACUUCAAACUAAAGUUACCCAAGGACUUAUUUAGCAGUUAUGGGGGUUACAUUAGUGCUGGUCAUCCUGGCCUCUGUAUUACAAUCAAGCUUGAGUAUACACCUUUUUUUUUUUUCCUUUUACUCUUUUCUUUUUUAGUAAUUUCCUUGGGGAGCUAAAGGAUUUUGCAGAAUUUUUCUUAAUUUUGCUUAUCAUGUUUUGCACAAAGCAGAGCCAUUGUCUGACACAGCUGUUUAAGAAUGUUAAACUGACAUUAUACUCUAAGGGAUGGUAUAUUUGUGCAUUAGAUUUGCUUGAAAAACUAUUCGUUUUCAUUCUUUUUAAAAAUGCCAUGUAAUGUGUACAUAUUUAAUGAAAGAGAUUUAUAAUCAUAAUUAUUUUAUUGUAAAGAUUUUAACUAAAGCCUUUCCUUUUCUCUCAAA